AUGGCCUGGCUAGAGGCGUUGGGUCGGUUUGGGAGCCUGGGCAUUCUCCUGGUUUCAGGCGCGGUGGUUCAAACCUCUAGGCAGGGGUUGCUCAGCGGUUGGGUGCUUGGGAGCGUCAGCUUCGGUGUCUGGAGCUGGGGACUUUUAGAGGGAGAAGGAGGUUUCGGAACUGCACCCUGCCUGCAUUUAGACUCCGAGCUGUCUGGGCUCCUGUCUUCUCUCCCCUGGAGCCAACCUUUCUUCGGAGCUGGCUCUCAGAGCUUGGAGGGGAUUGGUGGGGAGAAAUAUCUUCAAAAUCCAUCCUUCAACACCUUCAAGACAAGAUUCUCUUUGAAAGCUGGACUAGACAAAGUAUAUGCAGAGGAAGUUCAUGCACGAGCUUGCCAAGAGCUAUCCCAAACACAUAAUUCCAUUCUUGUUUCAGGUGUGCUAGCAAUGAGAAGAUAUCUGCUGUUCAUAAUUCUGAGUUCUAUCUUUCUCUAUUAUGUACUUCAUUGCAUUCUGUGGAGAGAGAGUAGCAGUUGGCUACGGACUAUAGAAAUGAAAAGGUCGCCUAUGUUGCUGUCUUGUUCAUUGAAGCCAGCUUUUGAGUCUCUACUGAGUUAUCAUGGAAUAUAUCCUUUCAUGUGUACAAGUGAAUUAAAUGCGAUAGCUGCUUUUCAUGAAAGUGAUAAGAUUGCACUACCCUAUGGAGUAAAAAAGUCAGUGCAUCAUUUUCACCUGGCUCUCUCAAGACUUCAAAGCUGUGAUCUGUUCCCUGAGUCUGACAAGUGCGUUUCCUGGGUGUCCUCUUUGACUCUCAUCUCUGACCGCUGGCCGCCCCUUGUCAUUUCCUCUCCACCGUAUUUCUGUCAUCAGUCCCGUUCUCUCAGCAGCCAUCGUCCCAUGCAGACUCUCCUCACCCGGACUGCUCCAAAACCCAAGCACCCAACAACGGGGAUCAUCGCCAUCACGUUGGCAUUUUACAUCUGUCAUGAAGUUCACUUGGCAGGUUUCAAGUAUAAUUUUUCUGAUAAAACUGGCCCUUUGCAUUAUUAUGGGAAUACGACCAUGUCUAUGAUGAGCAAGAAUGAAUACCACAACAUAACUGCAGAACAAAUUUUCUUAAAGAACAUCAUAGAAAAAAACUUUGUUACUGACUUGACACAAGACUGAUCCUAAAGACUCUCAAGAUAUUGAUAUUUUAUCAGUUUUAUUUUUUUAUAAAAUUUGAGUUUAUUUUUUAAAAUAUUGAGCUA
This is a messenger RNA of Gracilinanus agilis (Agile Gracile Mouse Opossum), 1238 nucleotides long. RefSeq names its product ST3 beta-galactoside alpha-2,3-sialyltransferase 6 (gene ST3GAL6). Gene Ontology annotation, biological process: glycolipid biosynthetic process. Lineage: Eukaryota; Metazoa; Chordata; Mammalia; Didelphimorphia; Didelphidae. Gene Ontology annotation, molecular function: beta-galactoside alpha-2,3-sialyltransferase activity. The record is from RefSeq and is a predicted model, not a curated record.